Messenger RNA from Merops nubicus (carmine bee-eater), 2590 nucleotides. RefSeq names its product kinesin-like protein KIF24. Gene Ontology annotation, biological process: microtubule-based movement. The transcript is spliced from 3 exons. The record is from RefSeq and is a predicted model, not a curated record. Lineage: Eukaryota; Metazoa; Chordata; Aves; Coraciiformes; Meropidae. The annotation marks the transcript as partial. Gene Ontology annotation, molecular function: microtubule motor activity.
GGUCAGAGAGCUGAAGAAAGGGAUUAAAUGUUCUAACCCUGUCACAAACAGGCGUCGGGCAGCUGGCACCGUGUCUCCAAAACGUGUCCAAAACUCUCCCUCUUUGCCACUCAGGGAAAAGAGCUCUCCAAAGAAAGUGAAACUAGGCAUCCAGCGUCCUUCAAAUGCUACAAAACCAAAGGCAUGUGCUGCAGCACUCCAGCCACUGAGUGGCCCUUUCACCUCUACCCCAAAGGCAACCAACAAAGGACAUGCCUACAAAGGAUAUCCCAGCUCACCAUGGUUCCACCACAUUAGCCCAAUUAAGGGAGUCCUACAGAUAGCACAUCCCUCGAAGAAGAAAACUGAUCUGUCCCCCCACUCUGAGAACUCCACUGCAAAAGAUUUUGUCAUCAAAAAUGCUGCCAUGGCAGAAAUAAAAGAAAAUGGCCAGAGAGACAAGUAUAUUCGAGACAGACCACAUGCCCAGUGCCUGAAAGUUCAGACAGUGGAACCUGUUCAGAAACAGCUUGUUUCUAGAGAUGAUCUUGCCUUUGGAGAUGGAAUUCUGCCUUCUGAUGACGGACAGGGAUGGGGAAAAACUUUUAAGCACUAUGGUGGAACCUGGACAAAUCUGCCUCCACUUCAGAAGGAAAGGGAAGAGCAUUUACGUCUUUACCACCAGCAGCUUCAGCAGCCACCUUUUGAGACGUUUUUAGUGCAAUACAAGCUUCAGGAGACUCAAGUGAAGCCGGAGCUGAGCCUUACUCCCACAGAAGUGCAGAGCAAAGAGGGGAUGCAGCUGGAAGAAUUAGAUGACAGUGAUUUCAGUGAAGAUUCUUUCUCACCUGUCUGCAAUCAAAAGAGCAUGAAAAGAAGAAACACUGACAAACACAGUCCACAUUCAUUUUUCCUUCAUCAGAGAGAAGAAGGAACUGAAGAAGAGCAAAAUGGCCAAAAGCGACAGGGUUUACUUUUUAAAUAUGCAAUACCCAUGCAAGAAUGUGAAGCAGAUGACAGCUGGGAUUGUAGUGAGGGCAGCCCAAAGACAGAGGAAUCCAUUAAGAGUGCAGGCUGCAGCAAAACUCCAUGGAACUUGACACAUGAUUUACCUAUUGAGUCUUCUCCAAGCAAUACUUCAGAAAAACCUUACUGUGUGCAGGAAGAUCCUGCUUCUAACUGGAAGAAUGGCAAUGAUUUCCUAGCCAAAGCCACCUUAACUCCAGAAAAAGAUGCUUCAAUCUCCUUGUUGUUUCCUGUAUUGAAAUCAGGAAGUCCAGAAUGCACAGAGAUUGACCUCCAGCAGGAAGAGAAGGAAGAGUUUAAUUUGGAUAGACAGGCUGCCCUUGCAGGAGAUGUAAAACAGAAAGCUCUGAAAAACAGAGUGAACCACUUUGGAUCUUCCAGCUGUUCCUCAGAAUUCAAUGCUGAGCUAAUGGCCCCUCUCAAGUUCUCCCUUCUUGACUACAAGGAAAUGACUAAUACAGAGAAAGUGUCUUCUAACCGAGAGAAGUCCCCCUGUGUGAAGCAGAUGUCAGACAGGGCCAUAUGUGGCUCCCAGAACAGCUUUGAGGAAGAGGGCUGGCAGUGCACGCGAAGCAGAGCUCUGGCAGACAGCAUGCUGGAACUGGGGGGCCACACGUGUUGUGGUGGAAGGCACUGCACCCUGCUGCGUUCCCCACAAACGGAGGGCACCUGGUCUUCAUCCCCCUGCUGUGACCUGAAGGCUUGGUGCUGCCUUCUGGGCUUGGGUUCAUCAAAGCAAGGACUUGUUCACAGUUUACUGUUUGGAUGUCACCCAGCAGAAACAUCUGCAGCUGAAUCCACAGGCUUCAGGGUAGACACAGAGCGUGACUUGUUUCUCAGUAACUCGAUGUGCAAAGAAUACGGAGGUGGUAGACAGGGUGGUGCUGAUGUUAAAGAUAAUACUGGUAAUUCAGGAAAAUCUAACUCAAAACAAGGAACCAUUGUUGAGCCCGUGGCUCAGGAAAAAAAUGCUGAUAUACCUGAAAAGAGCUAUUUUCCAGGAGCAUCAUGCUCUCUCAGGGUGGGAGGCACAGAUUACACAAUCCAGUCCUCCUCUCAAGGAAGCAGCCUGCUGUUGCAGCCCAAGUCAGGACUGAGGAAUGAGGACUUGAGUCGUCUGGAAGACACAUGCAUCUCAUUGUUCAGCAAUGAGGAAACAGAAUUGCUGAAUAACAAGCUAAUGCAGACUUCUUAUAUCGUAGAGACUAUUGCUACAGAUUUAGGAUUUCUAACCAAAGAGAAGGAGCCACUACCAAAUGCAAAGAGCCCUGCAGGCACGUCCAGCAGCAGCUCUCCAAGUGCUACCUCAGAGUUGAGAAAGCGGGAGAGGGAAGUCCUGGAAAAGGCACAACAGGCUGUAAUUGAGGCCCAUCAGCAGCAGCUGGAUGAAGUGGCAUCCUUGUGCUUCAAGGAAGAGUGCUUGAUAAAUCAGAUGCCAGCAAUGGAUUUUCAGAGUUUUGUGACCAAGCUGGAUGAAAUCUUGGUGCUGAAGUCAAAGUGCAUCCAAACAAUGCGAGCCCAGCUUCAGGUCUACUUAGCCUCUCCUGGCAGUGACACGUCCCUGCAAAUACCUCCUCCACUUUAG